This is a messenger RNA of Macrosteles quadrilineatus (aster leafhopper), 2389 nucleotides long. It is a transcript of the gene Zw10, whose product is annotated as centromere/kinetochore protein zw10 homolog. Gene Ontology annotation, cellular component: RZZ complex. Bases 131 to 2290 code for a protein of 719 amino acids. The transcript is spliced from 12 exons. The record is from RefSeq and is a predicted model, not a curated record. Gene Ontology annotation, biological process: mitotic spindle assembly checkpoint signaling; endoplasmic reticulum to Golgi vesicle-mediated transport. Lineage: Eukaryota; Metazoa; Arthropoda; Insecta; Hemiptera; Cicadellidae.
CAGUACCUCUACCGCUCUACCUCUAACCUUAACAACCGAGUUAAACUUAUAAAAAUAUGUUUAAAUGAUUUUUUAAAGGAGUUAAACUUAGCUAAUUUAUUAUUAGGCCUAUUCACAUUUACCCUGCAGAAUGAGUUUCCUUGCAGAAAUCUUAGCCUCUCAAGUCUUUUCAGGAGAGGCUGACAUGAAGGAACUCAAUGGAAAGAUUCAAGAAAUAAAUAAACAAAUUUUCUUAUUAAAGGAAGAAGUUACAUUAACUAUGGAAGAUAUUUAUAUUAACUACACUUGUGCUCUUGUGGAUACAAACCAUAUGUUGAAUAAAACAAAAAAUCUAGUAGGUAAAAUCAAUGAUGUGAAGGAACGCAUUGAUGAUCAGCUGAAAAAAGAGAUAGAAUCCUCUAAAGAAGAAUUGGAGUCUUUGACUAGAUCAUUAAAGGAAUCAAUAAUAACAUAUGAACUAAUAAAUAAUCUGCUGAAUAUUCAUUUAGUUUUUGAAGCUUCUCAAGAUGUGAAAAACAAUAGUAAGUUUUUAGAAAUAGCGCAACAAUUGAAAGCUGUCGAAGAAGAUCUAAAGAAUGAUAGAUUGGGAAUCGAGAAUAUGGAAAUUUUUGAAAGUUUGCAGUCAGAACUACAGUUUCAUCAGCGUAAACAUAGUUACAACACUGUCAAGUUGUGGUCGCAGUGCUUUGUUUGGAGUGAAUCUCUCAUAGAAAACUAUCACAAGACAGUUAAACUCUCACUGAAUAGUAAUAUUGAUAAUGAACAGCUGUUUAAAGCUCUGUACUACUAUGAACUGUUGUCAUUUGAGAUGAGCGAGUUUAGUGAGAAGUUGUUCAAAGACGUGCUUUGUCCAGUGGUUUCUAAUGUGGCUCAAGUAGACAUUGAAGGCAACACCGGUCUACUUGUGAAAAUUGGAUUGCAAGGAAAGAAGCCUGCUUGCAUUGAUGUGUUAAACAAUCUCACCAUUGUGUUUAACUUUCUUAACUUGUAUCUUAAUUUCAAAGCCAACCAAGAGGUUAGUUUUAUUUCAGAACUAAAGAAGCACAUCAGUGAUGAUUUUUGUAACUUCUUUAUAAAAAACUGUCUUUCAUUAACUGUUCCUAAGAGACGUGAUGAACUUCAGAGCUACAAAGCUCUUGUUGAGGAGAUAACUGCCUUUGAGUUAUUACUGAAAGACGUUGGAUUUAUUGAAGAGGACAAUAAAGUGAUUGCUGAAUAUGCAACUAAUAUUGAAGAACUCUUUGCUAAAAAAACUUGUGAGACAUUUUUGGCAGCUGCUCGGAAUAUCAUGAAGAAGGAUUUGCAUGACAUCAAAGAAGUUGGAACUGCAAAAGGCAAUGUUCCAACAAAUCUAUCUGUUUCGACUCAUCUCAACACUCUUAGCCUCUACACAUUUCAGUUUCCUCAUUGCCAGAUCAGCAAGAGCACAGAUGAACUGCUAGCUCUGGUGGAGGAGGUGUUGGCUGAGGUGAUACACAACACAGACAUGUGUGCAGCUCAGUUGUUUUACACGGCUCGCAACAUCUUCUCUCUGUACUGUGACAUCGUGCCUACCUUCCACAGCAGGCUGCUGGACUCUAUACCUCAGCAAUCAGCUAUCCUGCACAACAACGCUAUGUACCUGGCUCACCAGCUGAUGUACCUGGGGCAGAACCAUCUUCCUCAGAUCCACAAACUGCUGCGUGCACACACAAUCACCUUCGUGGACCUGGUAGAACCAAUGCGAGGCCUGGCUGCAGAAACAUUAUCUCGUCAACUGAUCAAACAACGCACUAAUAUCACCAAUAUUUUGAGGGACUCAGGCCUAGUGACGCUCAGUGACAGCACUAAGUUCCCUGAGGGUAUAGAGAAGGCUAUCAGGAUGUGUCUGAGACAGUUAGCCUUACUGCAGACGGUUUGGCAGCAUGUAUUACCUGCCAACACUUAUUGCAAGGCUCUAGGUUUGCUGUGCAAUGCCUUCGUGGAGGAGCUGAUUUCCAAGGUAGUUGCCUUGGAGGAUAUUUCUGCAGACACUGCCACGCAGCUGGUGGUCAUCUUCAACCUAGUCCAGCAGAAAGCUCCCAACGUAUUUCCUGAACCCCUAGAGAUCCACCGCCAUGUCAAGAAAUGGAGCAAGUUCUGUGAGCUACAGUUGGUGCUUGGUGCCAGCCUACGUGAUGUAGACGAGCGCUGGGCUGAUGGCAAGGGACCUCUAGCCCAGGAAUUCACAGCUGAUCAGGUUCGCCAUCUUGUGCGAGCCCUUUUCCAGAUAUCAGAUCGCCGAGCUGUGCUUCUAGCCAAGAUUGUUUGAUAUUUAUUUUUCAAUUCUUAUUGUGAUAUUCAAAUCCAUUGUACGCUUUGAAACAUGAAAAUAGCUUAUGUAAAAUAAAUAAAUAUAUUAUUUAAUAUA